This is a messenger RNA of Podarcis muralis (Common wall lizard), 3307 nucleotides long. It is a transcript of the gene UGT8, whose product is annotated as UDP glycosyltransferase 8. Gene Ontology annotation, biological process: galactosylceramide biosynthetic process. NCBI's taxonomy places the organism in Eukaryota, Metazoa, Chordata, Lepidosauria, Squamata, Lacertidae. Gene Ontology annotation, cellular component: endoplasmic reticulum. The record is from RefSeq and is a predicted model, not a curated record. Gene Ontology annotation, molecular function: N-acylsphingosine galactosyltransferase activity.
UCCAUCACAAACAGGGGAUGGUCUCUUGAUUGAGGGAACUUGAUAAUUUAGCUGGCUGUUGGGUCAGACGGGGGUCUUUCUGGAGAACUAUCAAGAUCUUUACUUCGCAGGCAAAGAAAGUAAAGUAAAAAGAGUAGGAUAGAAAGUAAACAGUUGCUGGUGUGUGUGGCACUGUCUCUGAGGUGGUGGUACCUAUAACUUUGUAUGCCUUGCUGUCUCAGCUUCAGGGAUGUUUCCAUAGCACAGUCGUCAGUGUCUGACAAUGAAGUAGAGUCGCUAAACUAUUAUAACUAAUUAACUGCUAAUUUGGAUUAGAAUGGCGAUUUCAAGAGGUUAAAGACAUAUUAAUUAAGCCAAUAAUGUGCUAAGAGUCCUGCCCUGCUUUGCUAUCUCUUAUGAUGUAACAAGUAAUUUAAAACCUCCUGGUAACAUGAUGAGUGAGACUGAGGCUGUAAAGAUUGCUGAGCUGCUGGCACUAAAGUGCUGCUAAUUGGUUUGAAGAGCCUCUCUUUAGCCAUGACUUUUUCUUCUUGCUGAAGAGACUUAAACUGCUCAGGAAGGAGCGAAGUGAACUGAACAAAGAAAGAUAUGAGCUAUGAAGUCUUACAUUCCAUUUUUCAUUCUUCUUUGGAGUGCUGUCGGAAUCUCAAGGGCUGCCAAAAUUGUUAUUGUGCCGCCAAUUAUGUUUGAAAGCCAUCUGUAUAUUUUCAAGACCCUGGCCUCAGCCUUGCACGAGCAAGGCCACCAAACAGUUUUCCUUCUGUCUGAGGGCAGAGACAUCCCUCCAUCUAAUCACUAUAGACUGCAGCGUUACCCAGGAAUCUUUAAUACCAGCACCUCAGAUGAGUUUCUUCAAUCCAAAAUGAGGAGUAUCUUUUCUGGGAGACUAACAGCCCUGGAACUGUUUGACAUUCUGGAACACUAUUCCAAGAAUUGUGACAUGAUUGUAGGCAACAAGAAGCUCCUGCAUGCCCUGAAACAGGAAAAAUUUGACCUGCUGCUAGUGGAUCCUAAUGAAAUGUGUGGAUUUGUUAUUGCUCAUCUUUUAGGGAUUAAAUACGCGGUUUUUUCCACUGGACUUUGGUAUCCAGCAGAAGUAGGUGCUCCAUCACCUUUAGCAUAUGUUCCAGAAUUUAAUUCACUUCUUACAGAUCAUAUGAACUUGCUAGAGAGGCUUAAGAACACUGUUGUAUACCUGGUUUCAAGAUUUGGAGUCAACUUUUUGGUUCUGCCAAAAUACGAAAGGAUAAUGCAGAAGUACAAUGUACAGCCAGCAAGGUCCAUGUAUGACUUGGUUCAUGAUUCUAGCCUGUGGAUGCUGUGUACUGAUGUAGCACUAGAGUUUCCAAGACCCACCCUUCCAAAUGUUGUGUAUGUGGGAGGAAUCCUUACCAGACCAGCCAAUCCUCUACCAGAAGAUCUCCAAACAUGGGUGGAUGGUGCUAAUGAAAAAGGCUUUGUCCUUGUUUCAUUUGGAGCAGGAGUCAAAUACUUGUCAGAAGAUAUAGCACAUAAAUUGGCCCAUGCUCUGGCAAGACUUCCUCAACGAGUUAUUUGGAGGUAUUCAGGGAAGAAACCUAGGAACUUGGGUAACAAUACAAAACUCAUAGAAUGGUUACCGCAGAAUGACUUACUGGGUCACUCUAAGAUUAAGGCCUUUCUGAGUCAUGGUGGUCUGAACAGCAUUUUUGAAACCAUGUACCACGGUGUACCUGUGGUGGGAAUUCCUCUUUUCGGAGAUCAUUAUGACACUAUGACCCGAGUGCAGGCCAAAGGCAUGGGAAUAUUACUAAACUGGAAGACUAUUACUGAGGAUGAAUUAUAUAAAGCACUAGUGAAAGUUAUUAAUGAUCCCAGCUACAGACAAAGGGCCCAGAAGCUGUCUGAAAUUCAUAAAGACCAACCAGGUCAUCCUGUUGAUCGAACAGUCUACUGGAUUAAUUACAUCCUUCGUCAUAAUGGAGCACAGCAUCUACGUGCUGCUGUUUUCACAGUCUCUUUAUAUCAGUAUUUCUUAUUGGAUAUUGCCUUUAUUGUACUGCUUGGUACUGCCUUACUCUGCUACGUUUUGGUCAGAAUAGCAAAAUUUAUCCGCAAGCAAAGCAAACAUCUUUGGUCCACUGAUGAACAUACUACCAUUAAUGGACAUUACCAAAAUGGGAUACCAAAUGGCAAGUAUAGAAGAAAUGGCCACAUUAAACAUGAAAAAAAGGUGAAAUGAGCCAACUUCCCAAUGUACAUUAGCAGCGAAUCAGUUCUAUAACUGAAUUUUAUAGCUGUAACUUAGUCUAACACCUACUUAAAGCAAAACAAUAAACAGUUCUAACGCUCCCCUACAGUAUGUAAUCUUAUGCGAUUAAAUUCUGCAGAACUAAGGAAAAUCUUUAGAAAAAUGAAGCACAACCUAAAAUGCAAUAUGUAUUUUAUUCUUAAUACUGAUGCAAAAAGGUUAUUCUGGCACUGAAGUUUUUUUAGAAGCCUUAAUUCUCUGAAGUAAUUCAAUAAGUAUAUUUAUGACUUCUCCAUUUGUGAAUCUACAUGUGUGCGUCCCAGAUAAGGAAAGGUUCACUCUUACUUGGCAACUAUUCUUCCUUUUUUUCAUAUAUUCAUUCACAUUUUUCCAGAGAGAACUUUGUUUUGAUUCCUUGAAGUUUCACUAUGUUAUCUGGCAAUGAUGUUAAAGUCAUCUUUCCUGGUGUUUGGUAUAUAGCAGUGAACAAACUGCAGAAUCAUAAUGCAGCCAUAUAAAUCAUAUUCUUAAACGGCGCUGAAGAAUAUGAUAACAAAACACUAAUUUUGAUAUACUUCUUAACUCUUCCUUUCUCUUCCAUUUCUUUAGAGAAAAGGAAAUUGCACAAGAGUACCGUAAGCUGUAAUUUUAUAUUUAUGUAUAUUUUACCUUCCUUCUUCACUUUCCACAUAUCCAUUAAUUUAUGCCAUUGUAAGGGUGUUGUUUUAUUUUGAUAAUUACAAGGGCUGUGUGGAUAGAUUAGAUAGAUUUAGAAAAACAAAUGAAGCAGAGGGGAAAGAAAAUCUGCCCCAGGCUCUUUGGAAAAGGUCUUGCCAUGUCCCUUGAGCAAUGCAGAAUCAAACCACCUUUGGGAUUUGUUACAAAGUUGAAUGUCUUUGCUUUUAUAUUAUUGCAAUUAAGUUCCCCACUCGCACCCCAGAGCCACAGUGGUUCUGAGGUUCACUGUCAAUAGUUCUGUCUGUGUUCCUUCUGCUGGUCUGGGCCACACAAUCCAUGUUACAUAGUUGCCAACAUCAAUUCUCUGAAUAAAUUGGAGGCUAUCCUUUUUGUCAGUUA